AUGCCCGGCCGGCGGGCGGCGGCGGCGGCCCGGGCGGCCGGCCGGGCCCGGGCGCGGGGAGGCGGCGGCGGCGGCGGCGGCGCGCGGAGGCCGCGGCGCGGCGAGUUGUUGCAAAAGUCGCCCAACAAUGCGCUGCAGAUCCCACCCACCCGGCGGGACCGUAGUCGCUUAUCAGGGGCGUUUAUCAUUGACGGGCGCGCCGUAAAUCUGCCUGUGUUCACACGCGUGGACGAGGGCCUGGCUGGGCUCCAGGCUGCAGCUCGGGGCCGGACCGGCUCCGGGAGCCCCGAGGUAGCCGCGGCCCCGAGGCCGCCCUCUCGCUGGCUGGCCUGGCCCCCGCCCCCACCGGACACUCCCAGCCUGGCUGCGCUCGGGACAAAGCACCUUCUCUCUCCACAGGGCAUGCUCAUCGAGGGCCCACCUGGCCCGGAAGGCCCCGCCGGCCUUCCAGGACCCCCAGGAACAACGGGUCCCACUGGCCAAGUGGGUGACCCCGGAGAGCGGGGUCCCCCGGGGCGCCCGGGCCUCCCCGGGGCUGACGGCCUGCCCGGCCCGCCGGGCACCAUGCUCAUGCUGCCUUUCCGCUUCGGAGGCGGCGGCGACGCGGGCUCCAAGGGCCCCAUGGUCUCAGCCCAGGAGUCGCAGGCGCAGGCCAUCCUGCAGCAGGCCAGGUUGGCGUUGAGGGGACCGGCUGGCCCGAUGGGUCUCACCGGGAGGCCUGGCCCCAUGGGUCCUCCUGGGAGUGGGGGUUUGAAGGGUGAGCCAGGAGACAUGGGGCCUCAGGGUCCCCGCGGUGUGCAGGGGCCGCCUGGCCCGACGGGAAAGCCUGGGAGACGGGGCCGAGCCGGCAGUGACGGUGCCCGAGGAAUGCCGGGGCAGACCGGCCCCAAGGGCGACCGCGGUUUCGACGGCCUGGCCGGGCUGCCAGGAGAGAAGGGGCACAGGGGUGAUCCAGGUCCUUCUGGCCCACCGGGACCCCCAGGAGACGACGGAGAGAGGGGGGACGACGGAGAAGUCGGGCCGAGGGGGCUGCCUGGGGAACCGGGGCCACGUGGUCUGCUCGGGCCCAAGGGGCCACCGGGCCCCCCCGGACCUCCCGGUGUGACGGGUAUGGACGGCCAGCCAGGCCCGAAAGGAAAUGUGGGUCCUCAAGGAGAGCCCGGCCCCCCAGGGCAGCAGGGUAAUCCCGGAGCCCAGGGUCUCCCAGGCCCCCAGGGUGCGAUCGGUCCUCCAGGAGAGAAGGGACCCCUGGGCAAGCCAGGCCUCCCGGGAAUGCCAGGCGCCGACGGACCCCCGGGGCACCCCGGCAAGGAAGGCCCCCCCGGCGAGAAGGGAGGUCAGGGUCCACCAGGCCCCCAGGGACCCAUCGGCUACCCAGGCCCUCGCGGAGUGAAGGGAGCAGAUGGCAUCCGAGGCCUGAAGGGCACCAAGGGCGAGAAGGGUGAAGACGGCUUCCCUGGCUUCAAGGGCGACAUGGGCAUCAAAGGUGACCGGGGCGAGGUCGGCCCACCCGGUCCCAGGGGCGAAGAUGGCCCUGAGGGCCCCAAGGGCCGUGGCGGUCCCAACGGUGAUCCUGGACCUCUGGGGCCCACUGGGGAGAAGGGAAAACUCGGCGUCCCUGGAUUGCCAGGGUACCCAGGACGACAGGGGCCAAAGGGCUCCAUCGGAUUCCCCGGCUUCCCCGGUGCCAACGGCGAGAAGGGCGGCAGGGGGACGCCUGGGAAGCCUGGACCGCGAGGACAGCGAGGCCCGACGGGUCCCCGGGGUGAAAGAGGCCCGCGAGGCAUCACCGGGAAGCCCGGCCCCAAGGGCACCUCUGGAGGCGACGGCCCAGCCGGGCCCCCCGGCGAGCGGGGACCCAACGGACCCCAAGGACCCACAGGGUUCCCCGGGCCCAAGGGCCCCCCGGGCCCCCCGGGCAAGGACGGGCUCCCAGGACAUCCUGGACAGAGGGGCGAGACCGGUUUUCAAGGCAAGACCGGCCCUCCAGGCCCCCCAGGUGUGGUCGGCCCUCAGGGUCCCACGGGAGAAACGGGUCCGAUGGGCGAGCGUGGCCACCCCGGGCCUCCCGGGCCCCCCGGUGAGCAGGGCCUCCCAGGCCUUGCGGGAAAAGAAGGGACAAAGGGUGACCCAGGUCCUGCCGGCCUCCCUGGCAAGGACGGCCCCCCAGGACUCCGCGGCUUCCCUGGGGAUCGCGGGCUGCCAGGCCCAGUGGGCGCACUUGGACUGAAGGGCAGUGAGGGCCCUCCCGGCCCCCCAGGGCCUGCAGGAUCUCCAGGGGAGAGAGGCCCUGCCGGGGCUGCUGGGCCCAUCGGCAUUCCUGGGAGACCUGGGCCCCAGGGGCCUCCAGGGCCUGCUGGAGAGAAAGGGGCCCCUGGCGAGAAAGGCCCCCAAGGCCCGGCUGGUCGAGACGGCCUCCAGGGCCCCGUGGGGCUCCCUGGUCCUGCUGGCCCCGUGGGCCCCCCUGGAGAAGAUGGAGAUAAGGGGGAGAUCGGGGAGCCCGGGCAGAAGGGAAGCAAGGGCGACAAAGGCGAGCAGGGUCCUCCUGGGCCGACAGGUCCCCAAGGCCCCAUCGGACAGCCGGGCCCCUCGGGCGCUGACGGGGAGCCCGGGCCCCGUGGCCAGCAGGGCCUCUUCGGGCAGAAAGGAGACGAAGGUCCCAGAGGCUUCCCCGGGCCCCCCGGGCCGGUGGGGCUGCAGGGUUUGCCGGGCCCUCCUGGCGAGAAGGGUGACACCGGGGACGUGGGCCAGAUGGGUCCCCCUGGUCCCCCUGGCCCCCGAGGACCCUCCGGAGCUCCAGGUGCUGAUGGGCCGCAAGGUCCGCCCGGUGGAAUAGGAAAUCCCGGAGCCGUGGGAGAGAAGGGGGAGCCUGGCGAAGCUGGCGAGCCCGGCCUUCCCGGAGAAGGAGGCCCCCCGGGCCCCAAGGGCGAGCGAGGGGAGAAGGGCGAGGCAGGCCCCUCGGGUGCUGCCGGACCCCCAGGACCCAAAGGCCCUCCCGGAGAUGACGGCCCCAAAGGCAGCCCGGGUCCUGUAGGAUUUCCUGGCGACCCCGGCCCCCCUGGAGAGCCUGGUCCUGCGGGCCAAGAUGGCCCCCCUGGUGACAAGGGAGACGACGGCGAAGCAGGGCAGACGGGAUCCCCGGGCCCCACUGGCGAGCCUGGUCCAUCGGGACCUCCCGGAAAAAGGGGUCCCCCCGGCCCCGCGGGCCCCGAAGGCAGACAAGGAGAGAAGGGAGCCAAGGGAGAAGCCGGCUUGGAAGGCCCUCCUGGGAAGACUGGCCCCAUCGGCCCCCAGGGCGCCCCGGGCAAGCCCGGCCCUGAUGGGCUGCGGGGAAUCCCCGGGCCUGUGGGUGAGCAAGGUCUCCCGGGGUCGCCAGGCCCCGACGGCCCCCCUGGCCCCAUGGGGCCCCCCGGCCUCCCCGGCCUCAAAGGAGAUUCCGGCCCCAAAGGUGAAAAGGGUCAUCCUGGCCUCAUCGGCCUCAUCGGACCUCCAGGAGAACAGGGAGAAAAGGGUGACCGUGGUCUCCCCGGCCCCCAGGGCUCGUCUGGUCCAAAGGGAGAGCAGGGUAUCACUGGUCCUUCCGGCCCCAUCGGGCCCCCAGGGCCCCCCGGCCUGCCGGGUCCUCCUGGUCCAAAAGGUGCUAAGGGCUCUUCGGGCCCGACUGGUCCAAAGGGGGAGGCAGGCCAGCCAGGACCCCCCGGCCUGCCCGGCCCCCCGGGCGAGGUCAUCCAGCCCCUGCCGAUCCAGGCCUCGCGUACGCGGCGCAACAUCGACGCCAGCCAGCUGCUGGACGACGGGGCCGGCGAGAGCUACGCGGACUACGCCGACGGCAUGGAGGAGAUCUUCGGCUCGCUCAACUCGCUGAAGCUGGAGGUGGAGCAGAUGCGACGGCCGCUGGGCACGCAGCAGAGCCCCGCGCGCACCUGCAAGGACCUGCAGCUCUGCCACCCCGACUUCCCCGACGGUGAAUACUGGGUGGACCCCAACCAAGGAUGCCCCAGGGACUCCUUCAAGGUCUUCUGCAACUUCACGGCGGGCGGCUCCACCUGCGUCUUCCCCGACAAGAAGUCCGAGGGGAGUAAAAUGGCCCGCUGGCCCAAAGAGCAGCCUUCCACCUGGUAUAGUCAGUACAAGCGAGGCGCGCUGCUCUCCUACGUGGACGCGGAGGGCAACCCCGUGGGCGUGGUGCAGAUGACUUUCCUGCGGCUGCUGAGCGCCUCCGCCCACCAGAACGUCACCUACCACUGCUACCAGUCGGUGGCCUGGCAGGACGCCGCCACGGGCAGCUACGACAAGGCCAUGCGCUUCCUGGGCUCCAACGACGAGGAGAUGUCCCAUGACAACAACCCCUACAUCCGCGCCCUGGUGGACGGCUGCGCUGCCAGGAAGGGCUACCAGAAGACGGUGCUGGAGCUGGACACCCCCAAGGUGGAGCAGCUGCCCAUUGUGGACAUCAUGUUCAACGACUUCGGUGAAGCCACACAGAAAUUCGGAUUUGAGGUGGGGCCGGCGUGCUUCAUGGGCUAGGAGCCCCCGGUCUCCAGAGAGCAACCUCGUGACCUCAGCACGCCCGCCCCCACUCCCGCCCCGCUCUGGCGGCGCCCGGACCCCAGGCCCAGACAGAGCACGAGGGAGAGAGCCGUGCCCCGCCCGGAGCCGAAUCACAUGACCUAGCCGCACCACAGCUGCCUGGGGCCGGCCCGUCUACACCGCGAGCCACAGGCAAGGGAGCCACCGCGCCCGCUCUGCCUCCGUGCCGCCGGGGACUGUGGGCACGGGCGGGGCUGGGGCCGCGUCUCUGGCUCUCACUUCCUUCUUAAUUCGACUUGAAGAUGUGCAUUCCCCUUACCUUCCAAAAGUGUCCUGGGCGGGCCUCGCCGAGGUCAGCCGGUGCCACCAAAGCCCCCCCACGGUCCGGCGGGAGCCUCUCCCGUGGACCCACGGUGCUUAUGUUUUUGUGAGUUGUGAGUAAAUAUUUGUAUUGUGUUGUCAUA
Messenger RNA from Lepus europaeus (European hare), 4994 nucleotides. It is a transcript of the gene COL5A1, whose product is annotated as collagen type V alpha 1 chain. Bases 1 to 4527 code for a protein of 1508 amino acids. The record is from RefSeq and is a predicted model, not a curated record. Gene Ontology annotation, molecular function: extracellular matrix structural constituent. Lineage: Eukaryota; Metazoa; Chordata; Mammalia; Lagomorpha; Leporidae. The transcript is spliced from 60 exons.